Molecule: messenger RNA, 1248 nt
Organism: Zymoseptoria tritici IPO323
Lineage: Eukaryota; Fungi; Ascomycota; Dothideomycetes; Mycosphaerellales; Mycosphaerellaceae
Product: putative major facilitator superfamily transporter
Exons: 4
Biological process (GO): transmembrane transport
Molecular function (GO): transmembrane transporter activity
Source: RefSeq, a predicted model, not a curated record
ACGACUAAGGCCUCGGUGCUCGCUGCACCGAUUUUCCUUCUUGGCCAGGCUCUGGGACCAUUGUUUUGGAACUGGCCCAUGCGUCGAUUGGGUCAGAAAGCGUGCUUGACCUUCGGGUUCACUGCAUUCGUGGUUUUCCAGCUCCCAAUCAUAGCUGCGCGAGGUGUGGCGACCAUUCUGAUGCUGAGAUUCUUUGCUGGCCUCAUGGGUUGCGCUCCGCUUCUGGGAAUCGUCAAUCUGCUCGUCGACCUGUGGGAACCAGAGGACUGUGCUAUUACCUCCUCCGUACUAUCGACCUUCCUGAUCAUAGGUCCGUUAGCCGGUCGAAUGAUAGGCGUAUUCGUGACCGAGAGUACCUCCCUGGGAUGGAGAUGGCCAAGCCUGAUUAUUUCAGGUGUCUCCAUAUUCGUGGGAAUCGUGUGCUGGCUGGUAUGGUCUAGGCCUGCCGACUGGCUUCGAUGCAUCACGCGCUCUGUCCGAGCUCCCCAGAAGGUCUGUGCACGGAACAAAGGACCAGACGAAGACGCAGGCCAUCAAAGUGAGCGACUUCCUGGCUAUACGUGGACCUCGAUUCGUCGCCUCAUCUUGGACCCCCCAGCAUUGCUAGUAUCUGUCCACACAUCAUACGUCUACAGCCUGCUUUUCUUCGUCACGGAGACAUAUCCUCUCAGUUUCGAAGACAACAGACACUGGAGCACGGGUCAAGGCGUUGUCCCGUUGGUCUCAGUAAUGGUCGGAGUCAUGUUCGGGUGGACUCUGAACUUUAUUUCGUCUUACGAACGCCUGAUGAAGCCGCUGACUUCAAAGGUGUACACUCGUCCGGAGACACAUAUUCAGGUGAUGGCAGUUGGCGCGAUUUUGACGCCGAUAGGACUCCUUGUUGCAGCCUGGACAUCGUUCCCGAACCUAUCGCCCGUGGCUCAAGUCAUGGCCGGAACGCCGGUCGGAAUGGGUAUCAUCCUGGUGUUUCUCAAGGGAAACGACUUUUUACUUGAGAUACACGAUCGCCCGGACUCUUUCACCGCGGUCAACAUAGUCCUUCGAUCAGCGCUCGCGGCGAUGUUCGCGGGCGUUUCGAGGCACUUUUACGAAGAUCUGGGUCCUCAGAAGACAGGCACAGUCAUGGGACUUGUCUCACUCGUAUUUGUUGCAAUUCCCAUACUACUCAUGAAUGCUAGAUUCAAGAUACGGAAGUCGAGCGAUCUUCCAACACAUCGGACGGCUCGAACUCGAGACACGGGCGAGUGA